AUGUUAGUUAAGAAAGACAGCAAAGAACAGAAAACAACAGAUGUGAUUCAAUGGAAACUAAAACGAGUAAUUUGUAGUCAUAAAGGUUGGGUUUCAUCAAUUUGUUUUGACCCAUCGAAUCAAUGGUUUUGUACAGGUUCACAUGAUGAAACGAUCAAAAUAUUUGGUAUGAUCCGAGGUGAACAACGACUGACAUUAACAGGCCAUAUUGGAGCUGUGAAAUCACUGAAAGUUUCUCCCAGACACCCAUACUUAUUUUCUGCUGGUGAUGACAAAACAAUUAAGUGUUGGGAUUUAGAAUCAAAUAAAGUUGUCAAACAUUUCCAUGGUCAUUUAUCUGGAAUUGAAGUUGUUGACAUGCACCCAACAAUAGAUGUUAUAGGAUCAGGUGGAAGAGAUUCUGUUGUAAGGUUGUGGGACAUUAGGACAAAACAAUCAGUUGAUGUUCUUGAAGGACACACAUCAACAAUUUAUGAUUUGAAGAUGAGGGAAGAAUCGCCACACCUUAUUAGUUCAUCUGCAGAUAGUACAAUUAGAAUGUGGGAUAUCAUUGCUGGUAAAUGCAUGAAAACACUAACUCAACACACAAAAGGAGUUCGUUGUGUAGAAGUGUGGGAUAAAGAAAAUAUGGUUAGUGCAAGUUUUGAUUCAAUCAAAUUAUGGGACAAAGGUGAAUUUGUUGAAAAUUUAUAUAAACCAAAUGAUAUUAUUAAUACAAUCAAACGCAAUCAAGAUGGAACAAUUAUUUCAUCAUCAAAUAAUGGUGUAAUAACUGUUUUUAAUUUAAACACAAUAACACAAACACUACACAAUAUUCCACAACCUGGUUCAUUAGAAGGAGAAAAAGGAAUAUUAUGUAGUACAUUUGAUCAAACAGGAUUAAGAUUUUUUACAGGGUGUGUAGAUAAAACAAUUAAAAUGUAUGCUCCACAAUAA
This is a messenger RNA of Entamoeba dispar SAW760, 936 nucleotides long. Its product is annotated as pre-mRNA-splicing factor PRP46, putative. Gene Ontology annotation, cellular component: Prp19 complex; catalytic step 2 spliceosome; precatalytic spliceosome. The transcript has a single exon. Lineage: Eukaryota; Evosea; Mastigamoebida; Endamoebidae. Gene Ontology annotation, molecular function: protein binding. Gene Ontology annotation, biological process: mRNA splicing, via spliceosome. The record is from RefSeq and is a predicted model, not a curated record. The coding region runs from base 1 to 936 and encodes 311 amino acids.